AUGGCCCCCCGCGCGCUUGCCACCCGCCAGACCUGCUGCUGCUUUAACGUCCGCAUCGCCACCACUGCCCUGGCCAUCUACCAUGUGAUCAUGAGUGUAUUGCUGUUCAUUGAGCACUCAGUGGAGGUGGUCCAUGGCAAGGCGUCGUGCAAGGUGUGGCAGACGGGCUACCUCAGGCUCGCCAACCUGAUCUCCAGCUUCCUGCUCAUCACCAUGCUCUUCGUCAUCAGCUUGAGCCUGCUGAUCGGAGUGGUCAAGAACCGGGAGAAGUACCUGUUGCCCUUCCUGUCCCUGCAAAUCAUGGACUUCCUGUUGUGUCUGCUCACCCUGCUGGGCUCCUACAUCGAGUUGCCCGCCUACCUCAAGUUUGCCUCCCGUAGCAGCCGGGGCCCCUCCAAGGUCCCAUUGAUGACCCUGCAGCUGCUUGACUUCUGCCUGAGCAUCUUGACCCUCUGCAGCUCCUACAUGGAAGUACCCACUUAUCUCAACUUCAAGGCCAUGAACCACAUGAAUUACCUCCCCAGCCAGGAGGGUGUGGCUCACAGCCAGUUCAUCAAGAUGAUGAUCAUUUUCUCCAUCGCCUUCAUCACUGUCCUCAUCUUGAAGGUCUACAUGUUCAAGUGCGUGUGGAGAUGCUACAAAUUCAUGAAGUACAUGAACUCAGCCGAGGAGAGGAGCUGCUCCAAGAUGCUGCAGAAGGUGGUCCUGCCAUCCUACGAGGAAGCCCUUUCCCUACCGUACAAGAGUCCAGAUGGGGGCCCAGCACCACCUCCCUACUCAGAGGUGUGACACCUGCCAGGCCCCAGCCCCAUGCUGGGAGGGGCGGAGCUGUCUCGCAAUCCGCUUCUCUGCUUUGGUGGCCCCUGCAGCCGGGGUGAACCACCCGGCUGACCUCAGGACAACCCGCUUGUGUCCCCCUCGCUGGCCUGCUUUUCCCAUGGGGCCUGGGAGAUGAUCACAACUGGGUCAACUUCAGGUCGAAAGACUUCUUGAGUCUCUUGGACAUUCGGUCCAACAGCCCUCGGCUUAUUGUGAUCAGCCCCAACAUUUGUUUAAACCGUUCGUCAUUCCCAAUUCAGUGGGUUUGGUUAAACAACUUGCAACUUGACCUGUGUGACCAUGUGGCCAGAAAUGAAAAGCACACUUCUCAGUGCAGGGAACCAGUUUAGUCAGACCGCCACAGUCUGUUGCAUUGGUUUUAGACAGUUGUCCCUUCCCAGGGCAAUGCGGCCAAGUCAUCGUCCCUGGGUCCUCCCCACUAAAUACAUACGUCUGAUUUCUUCAAAUUGCUGGGUUCAACAAUUAUGGACAGCCAACCACCAGUCGAUUCAAAGCAGGGAUAAAAUUUAAUA
Odobenus rosmarus divergens (Pacific walrus) is the source of this 1352-nucleotide messenger RNA. It is a transcript of the gene LAPTM5, whose product is annotated as lysosomal protein transmembrane 5. The record is from RefSeq and is a predicted model, not a curated record. Gene Ontology annotation, cellular component: lysosomal membrane. The coding region runs from base 1 to 789 and encodes 262 amino acids. Lineage: Eukaryota; Metazoa; Chordata; Mammalia; Carnivora; Odobenidae. The transcript has 8 exons.